Oreochromis niloticus (Nile tilapia) is the source of this 4867-nucleotide messenger RNA. It is a transcript of the gene chchd6b, whose product is annotated as coiled-coil-helix-coiled-coil-helix domain containing 6b. The coding region runs from base 192 to 944 and encodes 250 amino acids. The transcript is spliced from 9 exons. Lineage: Eukaryota; Metazoa; Chordata; Actinopteri; Cichliformes; Cichlidae. The record is from RefSeq and is a predicted model, not a curated record. Gene Ontology annotation, cellular component: mitochondrion; MICOS complex. Gene Ontology annotation, biological process: inner mitochondrial membrane organization.
CCGUAAUGUAAAAUCUGGCCAAUAAGCUUUCAGGAUACUGCAGCGUUAAAAUGACCUUUAUUGGAGUAUUUUGACCAGCAGUCGCUGUGGCGGCGACUCGAGCCGCUGUCCAAUUUAUGUCUUCUUCACAUAAGAGUCGACUUGGCUUGUAUUGCAUGAUUUAAUUGAGUGGGAACGGAAAACUGUUCAAAAUGGGAGGAAACGGGAGCACGGCGAGGAAAGUGUCAUUCGGACUGGACGAAGACGAGAAGGUCACAGUAAUUGAAGGCGUAAAGCUCUCAGAGGAUGUGCUCCGCAGGAUGAGGGAGUCUCGGGGGUCUGACAGCAACAAGCCACCAAAGUCCUUGCCGGACAGUCACAAACCUCCACCACCAAGUGCAAAACCAUCAGGACCAUCUUCUAAAGAAAUUCAAGAGGAAAUGCGGAAAAACUUUGAACGUCAACAGGCCAUGGUGAAGGAGGAGCUGGCCAAACUGGCCCAGAGGGAGAACGAGAAUGCAGCAAUCACUGGCCUGGAUGAGCUGACCUCUGCCCUCAUCAUAGAGAAAGGAAAAUCCCUCGAAGAGCACGAAAAGUCCAAGAUACUGCCUGCAGAUUUGGAUGCCUGGGCCCGAAAACUGGAGAUGAAAGAAAGGGAGCUUGCUACUAUAUCCAGCUUCUAUAAGGAGCAAUUGGAAAUACUGGAGAAAAAGAGUUUUGAAAACUACAAGGAGACGGCUGAACAGUACAACCAGGCAGCUACUAAAGCUGAGGCUCGAAUUCGACCCCAACAUACUGCAUAUCUGUGCACUGAGCUGCAGGCCAAGGUGCUCCAGUGCUACAAGGAAAAUCCACAGGAGACUCUCCACUGCUCCAGCCUGGCCAAACAAUACAUGACCUGUGUCCAUCAAGCAAAGAAGUGCCAGCAGCAUCUUAAGUACCUCUCAAGACUACAUUCAGCGUAGACCUCCAUUGCUAGGGAAAAGAACAGGAUGGCUCUAGCGCUGGCAGACUACUUCCCUCUGCUUCUUCCUCGUAUUUCAGCUGCAGGUAAUUCUGGCAAGAAGAAAAUCUCUUUCAGACAUGUUCAGGUCGCAAUGAUGAAGUUGUCUGUUUUUUUUGUGUGUGCGUGUGUUUUUCAGCUAAAAACACCAACAACAAAAAAGAUAAGAACGUGGAUGAGUCUUUGAGAUGAAAGAGAAAGGUGCCCGUCACCAGGGGAAUGGAUGGAGACUGAUGAAAGAAAAGAAGCUGGUAGAGGAAGAGGCUUCCACAUGGUUGUCAGUGAGAAAGGGUUCAUUGAAAACUGUAAGAGAGUGAUACAGAAGGAAAGAAUGGAUGAUAGGAAAAAUGUAGGUAGGAUGACUCUGUCAGUGGGAGGGAUGGAAGGGAAUGACAGUGGGUUGAAGUAGGGAAAAGGAAAAGAGGAGGAAGCUGUGUCAGUCACUAUUGUGAGAGUGAGGAAAAAGCAUAAGGAUGGUAAAAUUAAAAGCACAUAAGGAAAUAGUAGUGUGGUGUGUGUAUGCGCACGCGUGUUUGUUUUUGUCUUUUUUUGUUUUUUGCAUGACUAUCAGUAGUAGCAGGUGGUGAACCCCACUGUGAGCCUUGGCCUGCCUGCUAACUCUAAUCUGAUAACGCAGCCACUCUUCAGCAGCAGUUUGCUCCAGCACACACACACACACGCACACACACUUUUAUAUGUGCACUCAUGCAGACACACUUGUAUAUAGACCCAGUCAGUUCUUUAUACUGUAUUAUCCCUGUUAUUAAUAUCAUUUUUAUAGAGUCCUAGUUUUGCUCUUAUAGUGAUUAGAACUCCUGUUUGCUUGUGAGAACACAUUCAUGUAAUUUUGUGUGUGUGUGUGUGUGUGUGUGUGUGUGUGUGUGUGUGUGUCUCACAUUCUCAUACACACAUAAGCACAUAUUUCUGUCUUUUUAUGACUCUCUCUCUCUCUUUCACCCUUUUACCUCCUUCCAUUCCAUCUCUCCUUCACAUCCAUCAUCUCCAAGGCGACCGCCCCAUGAACGCACAGGCCACAUAAAGAUUAGCUGGUCUCUCUCGUGUCCCUCCCCUAUAUCCCCUCCACUCCCACCUACCCAGCCCACCAUGUGCCUGUCUCUCAAGCCUAUAGAAACACUCCAUCAGCAUCCAGCUAAACAUGUCUUCCAUGCUGCUACACUCCACGGACCGCAAUCACUAACAUGCCAUCGAUCCUUGCCCCCCCCUGCCCCUUUGCCAGGUUUCAGCUGCCACGUGUCUUAUUUCAUUUGGCUAAAAAUAACGUGUCGGUGUAAAUUGUGACAAAAGAGACUUGCUAUGUGAGGACUGAGGAGCUCUUUAAUUUCAGAGUGUGACUACCAUUAUCAACUUAAAUAAUCCUCUAUUUAAUGUUUGCAGUCAUUAAUCAGAAUCAAAAAUACUGGAUAAAAAAAUGCUGUUCCAAAGGAAUGUUGACAUGUUUGGUUUAGGAACUAUUUUUCUGCGUAACAGUGAAAAAGAAAUCAUCAAAUUAAUUCAAAGUGUCAGGGAGUUUUUUUUUCUUUAACAACUAUAAACCAAAAGAAAGAUUGAGAGAGAACCUUUUAGUGAUUUUGUACUCGCCCCGUGAAGUUCACCUUGAAACUUUGAUUAUUUGCUAAGAGUGAAAAUCUGUGAAGCUUUCAGUGAUCAUGAUGCAGAACUGAUCAAAGUUCAUCAUUUACCGACAGUAUCAUAGUUAUGAUAUUGGUGUCUUAUCAAUGCCUCUCAAGGCUUUUAUUUAUGAAGCACCCUGAUUGGAUUUAGGACUCUUUUGCUUGGCUGCCAGCUUAAAGUGUGCCACAUUUGCCUCACUGGUUAAUAUAACCCACAACAGAAACUCUAAAACUGGACACACGACUCCAAAGGAGUCACACGGUUGUGUAAGUAAGCAUUAUUUGAUAACCAGUGUGCUGCCAUAUCAUUUUAAAGGGCAUAACGUAAGGAUUGUUUUUGCAACUUGUUUCCGGUGCAGCCCCGCCCACCACCAACAAAAUAAUGUAAUGUUCUUGCACAUGUAACCAACCAGCUGACUAACUGCACUGGAGGCUUCCUGGACUGACUAAUGGAGUGUCUGGUUGUCGUACUGACUGGGUAAUGAGUGAAUCGCUGUGUGUUUAUAAAGCAGUCAUAGCCACGUCCACUGUGAGUAUCUGAUUGACAGUUCUGCCUGGCAACUGUCUCCGUCCCUCCUGAGAGAGGGAGAGAACUGAGUGCUGUUAGCACUGAGCAGAGGAGACAGUUAUUGAUUUUCUGCUUGUCUAUUAUUUUUGUUUUUCGCAGAGAAGAAACAAGUGAGCGAGGCGCGUGAGUGAGUGAGGCUCCUCUUCUGUGUGCUGCAGAUGCUUACACGUGUGUCCACCGUCUCCAUGUUGCCUAUUAGCUUAAAACUGUGGAAGUGUGAACAUGCGCACGGUGUGCACGGUGUUGCUUCUGUGCCUUUUUGACGUUCAAAGUUGAUUCCCAGCCAACAAACGCAACGAUGUACUCCUCAAACUGCUCGCUAAUUGGACAGAAACUGGCAGGUGGAAGAAAACAUGCGUUUGUGUGACUGUAUGUUGUCUCUGUCUUUGUGUGAAUCCAUGUUUUUGUGAAUAUUAAAUCUAAUUAUGACAGACAGAUAUACAGUGAUGAUAAAGUCAACUUUAAACUUUCAGUGCAAACCACAGCUCAACCUCCAGAUGUGAAGCUGUGGUUUUCCAAUCUGGCACAGAUUCUUGUGGAAUCCAUCCAUAAGGCAACAUUAAAACCUUUGUAAAGGGUAGGAUUUCUUUUCCAGUAUAGCUGCAUUAGAAUACAUUAGCUCAGUGUACCUAAUAAACCGGCAGCUGGUGUAUGUCUAAAACUCAACACAGACCUUGAGCUAGAAUAUUUGACUGCCCUUGCUGCCCACAGUUUUGUGCAUGAAAAGCUUUUCCUGUCUUUAAAUUAUCCAAGUGAGGAUGGCGGCAGUCCAAAUUUAGACCUGGGGCACCAAAUUGAACUGUGUGUACUGUGGGGGGUGCCAGGGGUCAGUUUGAAAUUCAGGAACUACUUCAUACACUAUGCAUUAGGCAUAAUGUUCCGUCACACUGCUGUGUAAGAGUGUGGCAACACCAACACCCGUCUCGCCACGCGCGCACACGCACACCGGUGUAUGCAUCAACUCCUGCUCGCAUAAACAGCCACUUUCACACAAAUAGUGAGUUUUUACGCACACAUGCAGACACACACUGUCCCCCUUUAUAUCUCAGAACGUGAGUGGAACAGUAAAGCUAAAUCCCCUUGUCACAUUUGCUGCUCAUCUCCAAUUCAAAGGCACAGGCUGCGAUGCCCUCGGAUGCACUUGGCAAGUGAACAGCUAACCUGCCCGCCAGCAUAUCUGCCUGCCAGCCGAGCACAGGGGUAGUUAGCAUGCCAACUAGCACACCCAGCAGCGUCAAGCUAAUGCUUCACUAACCCUGUGUUGCCCCGCGUCUCUUCCUGCAACUGUGUGUUUGGAUGUGUAUUUACACUAGAGGAGUUCAGUGUAACCCCACAGUAAAUUGGCUUUCCGAAACAAAAUUAGCUACAAGUGUAACUCCGUGUAAACAUAUAAAGACAGUACUUAAUAAUCUUAUUUCAAGAGACUGCCAGGUCACUUGGAAAGUAUUUUGAUACAGAGUAAAUCUCCAAGGCUGCUAUUUUUCAUCCCCCCAUUUAAUCUUUGCGCUGCUUGGUUCCAAAAUGAGGUGUCCUCUAAAUUAUUAAACCAUGAGACUGGUUCUUACUUGGCAACUAUUAAGUACAGUAGCUGUGCUAAUAUCACAAUAUAUUGUUCUGCUUUUAGACGAUAAUUCUUCUUGGGGUGGGAUAAACGCCACCAUCUGGUACUAAAAGUAAGAAACCGAU